Molecule: messenger RNA, 4955 nt
Organism: Pogona vitticeps (central bearded dragon)
Lineage: Eukaryota; Metazoa; Chordata; Lepidosauria; Squamata; Agamidae
Source: RefSeq, a predicted model, not a curated record
AUGUGUACUUGGCAUGAACACCUCAAGAAUUGCCUUCUCUUGCAGGAACCUGCCUAUACACUGAGGCUGUGCAGCCUCCGCUUGAAGAAAUUGACUGUGCUGAGGGAACUGGACAAGGAGCUCAGCUCUGUGCUCAUUGCUGUGAAGAUCCAGGGUUCAAAGAGAGUCCUGAGAUCCAAUGAAUAUGUUCUACCCCCUGGAGGAUUGAUGGAGACUGACCUGGAACUGACAUUUUCAUUGCAGUAUCCCCACUUCCUGAAAAGAGAUGGCAACAAGCUCCAAAUCAUGCUGCAGCGCAGAAAGAGGUACAAGAACCGCACCAUUUUGGGCUACAAGACUCUGGCAGUGGGCAUCAUUAACAUGGCUGAGGUUAUGCAGCAUCCCACAGAUGGAGGGCAACUCCUGGGCUUGCACAGCAACAUCAAAGAUGUCAGCAUCCGGGUAGCCGAAAUCAGCAUCUAUUCCCUUUCCAGCCAACCCAUUGACCAUGAAGAUGGACAAGUCCCCUCUGGUCCCAAAAUCAAGGCUUCUGAUCGCUCUCCAGAUAUUGAUAACUAUUCUGAAGAAGAGGACGACAGCUUUUCUUCAGAGCAGGAAGCCAGCGACGAUGCAGUGCAAGGCCAGGAUUUAUAUGAUGAAGAAGAUGAAGUGAGAAAACCGAAGAAAGCCAGGCGGAAAAUGAUUAGAACCACAUCAAUGACCAGACAACCUAACUUCAAGCAGAAAUUUGUUGCCUUGCUGAAAAGGUUUAAAGUGACUGAUGAGGUUUUGGAUUCUGACCCAGUGGAUCAGACCCAAGAAGUGGAGGAAGACUUGGGCCUGCUUUACGAUAGCCUUGAGGAAUGCAACAACAGUGACAGUGGCCCCGAGAUAGAGGAUAAUGAAAGUGUCCACAGCACUCCCAAGCCUACCCUGAGGCGCUUCUUUGAGGGCGUCUCUCACUCUGGUUCCCAGACUGAGAUCAGUAGUCUGCACGGCCCGAAGGGGCAGGAGCAAGAGUCGGGCAGCCCUGGAGAAGCAGAGAAGCGGAAAGUGGGUGUUCCUCGUGCCCAAGAUGCGACUGCCAUGGAAACUCCAGCUAUGGAGUUGGAAGCAGAUGAAUCCUGCCCAGGAGGACCCUCUGAGACGGUCCUGAAGGAGAGCAGUGUGGACAGGCUAGCCCAGCUGAGCAACAUCAGCAAGCCGGAGUUCCCAGCUACUGUUUCCCCCAGCAAAGCUGAAAACAAGCAGCUGUGGCGACCCCGCAGUAUGUCUGUCAAGGACAGGCAGAACUCUAAAGGCCAUGGUGACCGAACUGGCAGCUUGGACAGUGAAAGCUCCCCAGACUCACGGCAAAACACCCAGGUGCCUCGGAAGUCUGUGUACGACCAGCUCAACCAAAUCCUGGUCUCCGACGAACAGCUGCCAGAGUGCAUCAUCCUGGUUAACAUCACCGAGUGGCAAGGUCAGUAUCUGUGCGAUCACCUCCAAGAAUACAAGCAGCCCAUCGUCUCCACCUGCUCCAUGGCGGAUGUCCAGGCUGCCUUCAACACAAUUGUGGCGCGCAUCCAGAGAUACUGUAACUGUAAUUCCCACAUGCCUCCCCCAGUGAAAGUGGCGGUGGCGGGGGACCAGAGCUACCUGAGCAUCGUCCUUCGCUUCUUUGUCGAACAGCUGGCCAGCAAGACGCCCGAUUGGCUCAACUACCUCCGUUUCCUCGUGGUGCCCUUGGGCUCCCACCCACUGGCCAAGUACCUUGGUUCGGUGGACAACAGGUACAGCACCUUGUUCCUGGAUGCAGCAUGGAGAGAGCUCUUUAGUAGACUUGAGCCUCCCAAUUCAGAUACGGUGGACAUUCCUGGUCGGAUUGCCCAGUACAUCACAGGCGCCAAUGUCUCCCACCAGCUGCCCAUUUCUGAGGCUAUGUUAACCUACAAGCAGAAAAGGAAAAGAAGCCUCUAUUUUGAUUUUUACAUCAGUCCAGAUGAGGAUUCCUGCCAGAAAUUUGUACCGUUUGUUGGGGUGGUGAAGGUGGGACUUGUGGAGCAGUCCUUCAACACGUCAGUUGAUUCUGACGAUGCUACCAUCUGCACCACCUCACUACUGAGCUCAUCAUCCCCAUCUGGUGGAGGGGUUCCUUACACCAAGGAGGCAGUGGGUACCCCUCCGCCUUCUCCAUCCGUCAGCAGUGGGCUGUCUGGAGCCGGCAAUUUGAGUCCUGGUGUGGAGGUGAUGGGUCUACAGGUGGAUUACUGGACAGCUCAGGGUCCAGAGAAGAGGAAAGAAGCUGAGAAACGGGAAACUGGCAUCAAGAAUACCCUGAAAAGCAAUUUCCGCUCCCUGCAGGUCAGCCGUAUUCCCGGCCCUGGCGAGCUGAUCCCGGCCAGCACCAUGGCCAUGACGGUUGUCACCAAGGAGAAGAACAAGAAAGUGAUGUUCUUGAGUAAGAAGCCAAAAGAGAAGGACUUGGAGCCCAAGAGCCAAGUGAUUGAGGGAAUCACACGCCUGAUCUGCACAGCAAAGCACCAGAACACCAUGCUGCGCGUUUGUAUCGAUGGUGUGGAGUGGAACGAUGUGAAAUUUUUCCAGCUGGCUGCACAGUGGCCGACACACGUCAAGCAUUUCCCGAUCGGCAUCUUUGGCUACACAAAAAGCGUGUGAUCCAAACCAGGCAGCAGCCUGGAAGGACCCAGGGUCUCUGCCAGAUGGCACAGAGAGGGACUAUCCAGCUCCUUCACUUUAGAAGACUGAUUGACUGCCUGGUGCAGGAGCUCAAGUCCGGUCGUGACCCUGCUUGCUCCGUUUGUUCUGUGCAGGGAGCAUCCUGGUUUGCUUUACGUCUCACCCAUGAAUUUUUUAGUUUUAACGUGAACGUGGAUCCUAGGAAAUGGAAGGAAGAUGCACACACACAGACACGGCUUCUUAACCUGAACUCUCGAGAAUAGAACAGCAGGCCAGUCUUCUCCAUUCAGGUGGGGUCGGGAAUGAAAGAAGCUGAGGGGAUUUGCGUAGCUCUCUCUGACUGGCAUGUGUCUCAGGGCAGCCAGUCCUUGGUUCCCUUCCAUGCCUUGCCUUGCCUUGCCUGGCUGGCUUGGGCAAGAAAGAGGAAGGCCGGUUCGGUUCCCUUGGCUGUCUUGUACAUCCUCCAGCAGGAAAACGGAAGAGGUGUGUUGACGCCUUUCUCCUAGGGAUGCUUAGUCAAGCUCACCCAGUAGUGCUCUGGGCAAGCUGGACCUCUGCCCACAAGUGCCACUCCACAGUCCUGCGUCUCUCAGAACCAACCUGAGGUCAACUGGGAUCUUGUCUUUUAACGUGAAGCAGCUUUUCCCCCGCCCCUCCCCUGUCUCUCUUAUCCAGAUCCUCCCAGCGAGGCUGGCACUGCGCAGCGUCUCCUGCCCUUUGCUAAUAGAUUCAGGCCAGAGUACAGAACGCUGAGAAUUAGAGCUCGCAGGUUGCUUUGGGCAGUUCACCCCCUGCUUUACAAUGUUCCUGAGAAAAGAUACUGGAGUCGUUGCCUCUUCCCCUUCGCCGGCAGUGGUUAUGAGAGAGGGAAGGCAGCACUUGCGUGUCUGGUUUGGCACCUGCAGGCUAGGCAGCUCUUGCAAGGGCGAAAGCAAAGAAGGGCUGGGCCUUUGCACGGUCGGCGGGUUUCUUGAGGGAAAGGCAGAGAAGCUCGAGCCAAGUGCCCUUCCAACAGGAAGAAAAAGCCCUUACUAAGCAGCCAAGGUGGGAGGAGGCAAGGGCCUUCCCUGCUAACCGAUCUGUUUGAAAAAGGGAUCUUGAGGAAUAGGGAGGCCUCUUCCCAACAGAUGCACGCAAAUGUGGCCUGCUUGCUAGGUGGUUGCUAAGGGGAGAUUGUGUUCAUGCAGGUGCUGGGGUAGGUUGGAUCCCUGCUGUCUUUUUCCUGGCAUGAGGUAAAGGUACCAGUGAUUACACCAGUUUAUGAGUUAGUACACUCCAUUUGCAACCAGUAUAAAUGACACGCCCAUCCCUUAUUUAUACCCAUAGGUGGGUAUAAAUGACCCAUCCACCUGUUCCUUCUCCCUCAAACCGGCAUGGUCCUUGAAUUGCAAGUCAGGCCAUGUUCUAACUACUUUGCUCUAGACUGAUGAGCUUCUUGUGCUCUGACAGUGCUGGGAAAUGUUGAGACUAGAAAUGGGCACAACUUAAGUCCCUCUUUGUAUGAAUUGUAACAGGCAGCACCACCUUCCCCACCUCCUCCGUCAGCCGGCCAUUCUAACAAGGAGGUGGGAUGGGAAUUCUCCCUGCUCAACCAUUCAGUGGUCGGCUGCUGGAGGAGGCAGGGAAGGUCAUGGCCAGACUAGCCCAGCACCAGUGAAGGAGGACCCCGGUGGUGCGUGGCAUGUGAGUAGGCCAGCUAAACUAGAGGGCGGGGAGAGGAAAUGUGUGGCAGCUGUGGAAAGAGAUAUGGCUUAAGUCGUGCCCAUCUCUAGUUGAGACCUAGUGGUAUGCAGGAUGAGAAUAAUAAAUGAGCAGAAAGGAAUCCACUCCACCCCUUACUUUGAUUUUUCCCCCCUGAAAGUACCUACGUUGAGCAAGGGAAGCAAAACAAGAGAGCCAGAAAUUGCAGUGAGGUAAACGAACCUUUCUGUGGCAGCUACUGGGGUCUCCUUGCCUUCCCUGACUGGAUGCGCAGUUUUUCUCCCUGCCCCACCAGCCCUCUUCCUUUCUCUUCAGCCCAGACCACGUUGGCUUCAUGGAUGGGCCUCGGCCUUCCUGGAGCCUGUGGCCCUAGAACUGCCAAACCAACCUCCCCUGCCUUGAAAGUGCACCCUGCCGAACUCAAGAGACCUAAACUGUGGUAUUGCGCCUGCCCAGCGGGUGCAGCUGCUCAUGGUUAGGACAGCAGGGAGGGUGGGUUAACCCCAUUUUUUACAAGAUUCUAUUUUUGUUAAACUUAAUGUAAGGUUGCUUUCUGUAUUAAUUUUAAUAAAUUAAUGGUGGUACCAUUGUGA